ACUGUGACGGAGGUAGAGCAGGCGAAGGUAAUUUGAUCUUGUAAAUGUCCGUCUGCACCCAAGAAAACCGCUGACUAUGGCUGGCUAUAUAUUGGGAAGUGUUGCUAGGAAAUAUUCUCAAGUUUCAGACACUGGACAGGAUCUAGACAGGGCCAGAGGAUGGAUCUGACAUUCUACAUUGCUCUACUUAUUCUCCUCUUGGCCUUAUGGUAUUGUAGAACGUUAAGACGAUCCCCAAGUCUCGGCAAUGCUAAAACCAUUCCAGGCCCCAAAGGUUUCGGAUGCCUAAAAUCUUUCAUCGCCAGCUCUCGCAACAACAACUCUCACGAGCUGGCCACAGAAUGGGCGCAGCAGUACGGUGACCUCGUCCAGGUCAACAUUUUGUCCCAAAAAAUCGUGUAUAUCAAUGACUCCCGACUAGCCAGGGUGAUAUUCAACCAUCCUUCUCUGAAAGAGAUGACCAACGAUAGGCCGGACACAUUUCUCAGCAAGUAUGUCAUCUACGGAAACAAGAACAUGGCGUUCACGUCAAGAACUGACCAGCAGAAGGUCAGGAGAAAACUGUAUCACGGUGUGGUCAAGUUCUAUGGGGAAAAUGUUCGUAAGUUCGAGCGUAUCUUCAUGACAUCCUUGAACAAGCUGACCAGAGAGAUGCAAUCCCUAAACGAGGUGAAUUUUUCUCACGAGAUCUCUAUGGCGACAUUGCGCGUCGUGGAUGCGCUCCUGGCAGGAGAAGAAUCAAAUUGCACCAAGGAGCACUUGGAAGCGCUAGAAAAUUUUGACACCACUCUCAGCGAGCUCUUUUACUUUGAUAUGGAGGCGGUCUUAAAGCCUCUUCCGUUCUUGCGUUUUGUUCCUGGACUUCCAUUCAAAACCAAAUAUGACGCUUUGAUUAAAGCAAGAGACGAUCUGGUGAACGCUUACUUUCACAGAUUAAAAGAAACUUAUAUAAAAGGCCAAGAAAGAGGCGUCAUUGACCAUCUGCUGACAGCUCAGUCAAAGCUAGAAGAAGAGGGGGAUGUGGAGUCCCUCUGUGACGACUCGGUUAAGGCACUGCUGUGUGAGACAACCAUAGCUAGUUUUCUGACCACUGCCCACACAGUCAACACGUUAGUCUUGUUACUGAUACUUCACCCAGAGCUCCAGGAAAAGCUUCACUCCGAAGUUAAAAGCGUGAUUGGGAAUGAGACUCCUAGUCUGCGUCAUCGGAGCUCCAUGCCGUACACCGAAUCCUCUAUAAUAGAAGCUCUACGGUACGCCUCUGCAGGACCAUUCUUGCUGCCACAUAGCUGCAGAGAGGAUGUUGAAAUGAACGGUUACCUGAUUGAAAAAGGCGCAAUUCUAUUGGCUAAUGCUUGGUACUGCCAUCGUCGAAGCGAUCAGUGGGAAGAACCGUGGACUUUCAAGCCUGAUCGAUUUCUUGAUGACAACGGGCAACUAUUACAAGCUGACCAUCCUAAACGACUCAAUCUUAUUAUAUUUGGUUCCGGAAGCAGAUCAUGUCCAGGAGAAGCGUUUGCGAGGUCAAGAAUGUUCCUGAUAGUGGUUACACUGAUCCAAAAUUUUGAGUUUUUUGCCUUGGACAAUGUCAAGCUUCCGGAUGUAGAUCCAAGGAACUGGGAGAGCAAAGCGGUGAGGGCGCCUGGCCAAUUCAAAUGCGGCAUUAGACCAAGGACUGAAAUACAUUUACCUUGAUCCUCUAAAUACCAUAAACUGCGUUUGGUUUUCAGAAUUGGACAGCGCUUCAAAAGAUCUAGAUGUUCAAGAGUUGUGUUCCCUCUUUUCAAGAAAAGAAUCUGAUCAAUUCAAACCAUAGGAUCAUGAAGAAAUUCUAACAUGACCUUGAGUGAACUUCGGUACUCCCCACGAGGUGGCUAUAUCAUGGCUCCCAUGAAGAUAUGUCAUUGCCCUCGGUGUAAUACCACCUUAGCCCCUCCCCAGCGAAGAUUUAACAUUAACCCUCUUUGAAAUUCUGCCAUGGCACUCUAAAAGUUCUUUACUUUGAAUGAACAAAAUCAGCUUACAUUAGAACCUGGGCCUCCAAGUUGGUAGGAAAUUGGGCCAAAGUAUUAUAUUUACUAAAUAAAAUACACCCCCAACAUUAGGCUAAAUCAAUAACAACAACAAAAAAUUAAUGGCGGCUCUUUGGAGGCCGCUAAAAAUGUCAGAAUAUGAAUUUGAUUUCAUUAUUAAGUUCAACAUUUAUUGGUGCAUAGACCUAAUGACGGAGAUCUUUAAGAGGCUAGGAAAAGAAACUAAAACUGCAUCAUGUGGAAUAAAUAAUUGAAUUGUAUUUCUCUAUUGCACAAACAUGACGUAAGUUAACUGUAGCAGACUGGCGGAUAAUACAAUUUUAUUUGAAACUAUUUUGAGCACAUUUUAUAAAGUUUCUUUUCAAACCAAUUUCUAAAAAUAUUUGCAAACUAUUUGCUUUCAUUGUGUUAGCAUCACAUCUUUUGUAGAGUUCAUAAAUUUGUAAAUUUAUAGCAUAAAAAAAACAACAACCAGAAUUUCUUUGCUUAGUUUACAUAUGGUUUAAUUCAACAUGUAAUACUCAAAAACUCUGAUCAAUAAAUGUCGUUCAUGUUGUCAAUGUUUGGUGUAAUAAACAAUAAAGAACUUCUGCUUUUACUGCGAGUGUUGGGACAUAGACCUAGACGUGCUUUGUGUAUCAUCUAUUUCAUUUCUAACUUCUUAUCCAAUGCCACGUUCUAAGUGCAUGCCCAGAUACUACGUCAUCGAACUUUGGUUUAGAACAAACUAGGAACAAGCCAACAUGCUUUAUUACCAUUGCUUUAUAUGCUCUUGGCGUUUCAUAUUGGGGAUUUGACAAAUAUUUUAUGGAGUUAUGAACCUUCCCAUGCCAAUUACUUGAUUCACUGUUACAUUCAUAAUGUUCUCUACCAAAAGUGAGUUUCUCAGCUCAUUAAUAUGAAAAUGUAUUUUAAUUUUGUUUCCAGGUACACCACGACGCAUAAAACAUUUAUACUGAUAUGAAUAUUAUUACAUUUUAGUCUAAAAUUCCCACAAGAUGGCGGGGAACAAAGGAGAGCAAGGCUAUGGCGUGAUGACAUUCGAAUGGCCUACAGUUCGUCCAUAGAGUAAUGACCUCCUCAUUAAGUAUCGUCUGCUUUUGUUCUUAAUUCUUUAAAUUCGAAAAAAAACAUUGUGCUAGGGGUGACUAAUCGCGAAUAUGUUUCUAGAGCGAAAUAUUUGUAAACGCCCUGACCAGCUUUAUCCACUCAUGCAUUAACCGACUCUCAAGCCUUUUCAAUGUCAUACAGUGACGAUAUGACUCUGCUUUUUGUGACAUGAUAAACAAGGUCGACAACUGCGUGUUUUCUCUUACCGGUAUUUAUAAAAGUGUCACAAUACAGAGUUAUCGUUAUUAUUUUUCUUUUCUUGUAUGUUGACUCUCGAAGACAAGCCUUAUUAUGUUCUAAUUGUAAUGUACGGGUUAUCGACCGUAGCUUAAGGACGUCAGAUCUGAUUCUGUGCGUCCUUGGUACGAGAAACUGCUACGUGCAACCUUAAAGAGUUUCUCUGAGUAUAACUGAUAAUAACUCCAUUAUAAAUAUAUAAGAGAAUACGACCAUUUUUUUUAAUGCAAUGCUUUUAAAGAAUAUUUAAAGUUUAAAAAGUUUAUACUAAUGGAUAACUUUUUUUUCUCCAGCCUAAACCUACAGAUAAAGAGAACAGAAUAUGGCCAGAUAAUAUAUUUUACAAAAUGUGAAGUGUUAUAUUAAUACUUUUAAACAAUUUUAAUUCACAGAAACGAGAAUUCAAGAACUUUCAAACUAAGGCCAGGUCCAAAUAGCAGAACAUUAAGAAAAAUAAAUAAAGAAUGUCACCUUAAUAAGCAGAUGUUAAAUUUAAAAAAAAAUGUUAAAAUCUGAAACAGCACUGGACGAAAAUAACUUAAGAUAUAACAGAUGAUUAUCUGGCCUAGUGUUUACAAGAACAGGAUGUCGCCUGCAAAAGAAACAGCUUACAUAGGGUUACCAGACGUCCGGAAAAUAGAGGUCAUGUCCUCCUUUUUUUUUCGGGUCGACUCCUCCGUUCGGCAGGCAUAGGCAUAAAAUUUGAAAAUGUCCAGCCUUUACUCUGUUGUUUAUUACAAAGGAUUUUUUUAUCUAUCAUUGUAAAUCAACAUUUCAAAUCUAUGUAAUCUUACUCGAACGAUAAACUUUUGCAAAAAGCAACGUCGUCUGAGAAAUAUAAUACUUAAUAUAGCAGAUGUACAAUCUUUUCCUGACUGUCAUGUUUUGUCCAAGCCUUAUUUAUAAUUUUUUUUGUUCUGUGUCCACCUUUGACAGCGUUUGUCCUACUUUUUGUCUGGCAACCCUAAGCUUAUAUUUUCCCGGAAGAAUUCAGACGCUUCGAAGCUGUUUGGCGCGAGAGAAAUGUUUGUUUUUAAUGUCGCCUUAUCUUAUCCAGGAUUCGACUUUGAACUUACACGUGAAAACUUGGCGCUUCAUCACUAGAUCAUCACGCUGAGAAUGAUGGGAAGUCACCUAAUGGUUAACGCCUAGAUAACUGAUGGUACCAUAGUGAACAUAAAGGUCAAUGUAAUUCAUCAACAACACCCUGAAACAUUUGUGGUCAAAAAAAUAUAAAAAAAUUCAAAAGGCUCUAGAGUUACGCUUUUUUUUUAGGUCAUCGGACAGUAAAGACUUGUGUUCAAAAUUGUCCAGAAUGAUUUUGUUUUCAGACCAAAGUUUAAUUUUGGGGUCUCAACCAGUAGACAAGUAAAUUAUAUCCAUUGUUAUGUACUAGUUUAGAGAGUAGGUUGGUUUUGUUAGUUAAAUAUAUUGUGUAUAGUUUUAGCGACGGUAAAAGUAAUGACGUAGUAAGACAGACUAAUGACGUAGUAGACUUAGGCGAACAAGAGACCAACAUGGCGUUAUGUUAGAAGUAGGCUGUUUUGAAUAGUAAUUGAAUAGUAGUUAGUUAUAGCGACGUUUUAGAAAGACUGGACGGAUUUCCCAGUGCUUAAUAAAGUCUCAUUUUAUAGAA
Molecule: messenger RNA, 5016 nt
Organism: Biomphalaria glabrata
Lineage: Eukaryota; Metazoa; Mollusca; Gastropoda; Planorbidae
Product: cytochrome P450 1A1-like
Exons: 2
Coding region: 160-1695 (511 amino acids)
Molecular function (GO): heme binding; monooxygenase activity; oxidoreductase activity, acting on paired donors, with incorporation or reduction of molecular oxygen
Source: RefSeq, a predicted model, not a curated record